AUGAAACCGUACGACUUUGUUGCACGCGAUCCAGAUCUGCGGCCCGGCAAGCUCUUCGUCGUUGACGGCGUCAACGAGGACGAUGUCCCGGAGGACAUCGGCGCACGCAAUCCAGAUCUGCGGCCUGGUCAGCCCUUCGCUGACGUACUCAACCAGGACUUUGUCCCGGAGGAUGUCAUAGAUAAAGGCGCGACAACGUCCGCCCUCCUGAGUCAUAUGUCAGGAUCGUGUCAGGCAUGCGUGACCUUGGCCUUGGAGAUUGGGGGCGGGAGGGCAAUGAUGCUGCCAGAGCCAACGACAUGGCGAAGACCCUUGGUGCGGCUGCUUUUGGUGGUGGCAUUGCAGCUGGCAACCUUUGGGGACUACAUGGAAAAGGAGCACCUCAUGUAUGAAUGCAACUGCAGCCUCCAGUUGUUUUUCACCACCAUAAAGACCAAGCAUGAAGGCUUCAGAGGCACAAAUUCGAUGGCGUUUUGGCGUCAGAAUGGAACUCUGGUUGGAACAGCAGGCAACUUUUGGACUGCUGGUGAAAGCGCUGAUGUCGCCCGGUUCGACAUGGUUGUAUCAGCUAGCACAAGGUGGUGGACAGGUUCAACAGAUGUGGCCCGAGAAGCAGCACAUCAAGAAGAAGAGGUUCAAGUCCUUGUUGAUGGUGGAGAUUUUGCAAUCAAUGCUUGUGAUGCCACGUUGGAGGUUCAAGUCCCCAUGGAGCUCAACAAGGAGUUGGUGGACUGGCAUCCUACUCCAAAGGAGUUGCAAAGAGGUGCGUGCAUGGAAUCAACUGGCUACGAAGAUGGUCAGUUUGGCAUGGGUCUGGACGGCAAUCAUUGCAGUGAUGGUCUGGCAGCUUCGAACAGACUAUAUUUUGUGAUGGAGGAGCACUUCACACAGGAGACUGAGCCCCUCUACGCUGGUGGCAUGGCGAUGGUGUACAUGCCCUAUCUGAUGGAUUUCAUGGACUUUGUGGACAAGGCGGUCGAGCGCAUUUUCCUGUUCUUCGAGGAGUUCAACUUCAAGAUGCAGUGCGCUACGUGGAUGAAAUGUCUUCAAGCUGGAGUGAGGCAAACCUAUGAACUCAUGACAGUGGAGCACAUGUGGAUUUGUUGGCCGUUGGCAGCAACAAUGCUGCUGAUGGGGAGCCACUUGGGCCUAUGGAAACGAAUUCAAACUACAUCAUGGUCAAGGGCAACAUGGUCAUCUACACGAUUGGAAAGGCAGAAACUGCGCGUGAAAAGAGCGCAGGCGAGAUUGCAAUUGAGGGCGUUGGUUUUCAUUAGCUUCGCCCCAUGCUGUCAAGGGAUGGAAGGUGCUGGUGAACAAGCGUUCUUGCAGCAGAUGUCGAUGCUUGCAGCUGCUGCCACAAACGCUGCAAACGCAGCUGAGAAAGCCAUUGGGCUGAUGAGCAGCCAGAGCGCAACAAAAUCAUCAUCCUCUGGUGCUGGACUUUCAGGUGCAGGUGGUCUACAAGCAGCUAGCCGCAUUCUCAAGAACCCCGAGGUCUACAAUGGUGAUGAUCCCAUGGCUUUUGCAGGUUGGAAAUUUGCAUUUUGCAGUCGGCUGAGCUUUGGUGAUCCUCGCUAUCAAAGAUGUUCUGACAAUUUGGAAAAGCUUGCAGCUGGUGACCCAAUACCAGCCUACUCAGAUGUGGAAGCUGAACUUAGCGUGAAGCUUUUUGCCAUCUUGACGAGCUACCUGAAAGGGCCAAGCAGAAGGCAGAGAUCCCUUGCAAUUGCUCAGUCUUUGAGCAACUAUCCAGCGUUUACCAACUCCAAGACGAUCCUGGAGCAGAUCCUUGCCUACGAGCAGUUGGUUCAGCAGUUUGAGGAGGUUUCUUCAAGCGUGUAUCCCUCAGAGUUGAAGAUUGCUACUUUGGUGAAAUGCAGUGGACAAAAGCUGCGUGAGUACCUUCAGCUCACCAUUGGAGAGCAGACAACAUAUGCCCAGUUGAAAGAAACUAUGUUGGGAUAUGACAAAGCUUGCCGUGCCUGGACGCCAGAAGCUGUCUUGAAGUCGGCGCAGAGUACUUCAUGCCGCACCUCUGAUACUGUGCUGCUGGUGCUUUUGAGCUGGAUUGCUGGCUUUUGCUGUGGUGUCGCAGUUGCUGCCCUGAUCCUUUCACCUGGACUCAGAGGGUGCCUACUUCGAGCUCUGGCAGUGGCUUUGCGCGAGGUUGCACCUGCGGUUGUGCCUAGGGCCAACAUCAUAGCUCGGUUCCAGUUACUAGUGCUGAACCAGUUUUGCCUGUGGCCUUGGAACCUUGGUGGCUGCAUCCUGCAGAGCAGCGCUUGUCUUCUUCGCUCACCCUCGCGGCUGGGCGUCUUCGGGCUGAGUGCGAUCUUUCUGGACUGCAACGCCUUGAGCUUGCUUUUGAUCGUGGAAGCGGCUCGAACUGAGCCUGACGGCUCAAUUGCUCCCCGUGCUGUGAGCCACGGGUUUGCAUCACAGCUGGAGGAUGCGGAAAGCUGCGGCUAUCUCGGAGUCGUUGGUCCCUUCACCGAAGCUGAUGUUCCGGUGUUCAACAAGAAGUCCAGACGCACUUUGAGAUCUUUGAGUGUUCUGAUUUUCGACUUGGAAGGGUCAGCAUGUUCCAACCUCAGCUCCUCUGUCCCAGAUGGCAUCCGUCGAGAAGAUGUGGUGCGCUUCGGCCGAGGUCCGGGCAAGUUGGGCGACUUGGGAGCAAAGGAUCGAACUGCAGCUCCUUCUCAGCCCCCUCUUCCGGCUCGUGCAGAUGGCACUUUAGAGGAAGAAGAUCUGGAAGACAUAGACGGAGGUGCCGAUGAGCGGCUCGACCCUGGAAAAGCUGCUGGCUUCUCAAACCUCUUGCGGUUCUGGGAAGCUCUUCCGGCCUCGAUGGCGACGAAGCCCCAAAAAGUGCAGGGGUCAGAGGCAUCGCGGCAAGGCAAUAGAGCGUCAAGAUAUCGACCGACUCCGCAUGCUAGUCUGCAUGCCAUCUUUGCGGAGCAGGCCAGCUACGAUGCGGGGGGACUUUGCAUGGCCCAUCUGAUCACCGGCCUGGAGGACCCACCAUUUGCCAUGACCGAGAUGCACAAAGUUCCAAACAGUCUUCACGCUCAUGGCCAGCUGAGCGAUCCGAGAUGGGUCGCGACGAACUUGGCAUAUCUUCGAGAUCUAGAAGGGAUCACCGAGAAAAGCAACAAGUACGUAUGGCCGGGGACUCCGAAGACUUUGGACGGGACUCCAGGCGACGAUGCCGCCGCCAAGAAGAAGCCAUUCCGACCGAAGAGGGGGGCCAAAAAAGACUCCAGAGGCAGCGGACGACAGCGGCCGCUAAAGUUUUCUCAUCUGCUUGAUGCCCGUCGCAAUGCCGAUGAGCUGCAUGCAGAAGUUGCCGAGUCUCGCAAAGCCACUUUGCCUGAGUUUGAAUCAGAUGGACCCUUAUAUUGCCGAGCAGUGCCAAUUUUGAUGGAGACUAUGAAGCGGACUCGGCCCGUGCAGUUUCUGAUGGAACUGUGGCUGCAGAACAGGCGUAUGGUGAUGAAUCGUUCCACCCUUUCUCUGUCUCAUGGUAGCUUGAUUUGUGGUAUGUAUCUCGAGGAUGAUAAGGACUUAGUGAUUGGUGCAGAUGACUUGGAAGAUGUUUAUCACAGCUUCGUGGUGAGUGAUCCCCAUGCUUUUCGUAACCACAUACAUGGCAUUUUCCCAGCAGAGCUUUUUCGUGGUUGGAACUGUUGGCGAGAAGAACUGGCUGGUAAACAAGUAGUUGGUUUCUUCGGUUCUUUGGCUAUGGGUACAAGUUUUGCAGUCGAAGUUGCUCAGCAUACCCACAGUGUUCUACUUAAGCGAGCAGGAUGCCUCAAAGACGAGCAGUGGGUCCAAUACAAAAAAGAGUUACCUAGUGGGGACACGUUGCAGUUGUUUUGCAUUGACGACUGUGCUGUGCUCCACAAAGUUCCGAAGGGCACUCUUCCGACAGAUCGAUCUGAUUGCCGCAAAGACCGAGAGUUGUUGAACCGUGCAAACAAGGCCUAUGAAAAAGCAAAACUUCGAAGUAGUCAGAAGAAAGCUGUGCGCGAUUUCUUUGACACUGUUGUUUUGGGUGGUCAGAUCGAUGGAAGGAUACACUUAAGACUUAAGGCUUUUCUUCCCAUCGAUUCUCCCAUUGAAAUUGGUGAUGAGCAAGCAAGUGCAGCUUUGGCACCCGACCGUAUCCAGCACCUCGAGAAUGAUGCCAAGGCACCACCUCAGCUGGAGAAAUUCGAGCUCCAAAUGACAGAUCUAGCCCAAAAGGUACAAGAGAUUUUCCACCAAAGAAGUCCUUCAGCCCCACCCCUGGCCAAACACGAGCCUCCCCCCCUUUGCCUCCCCCAACGAGCAAGCACUUUGUCCCCCAGUCGCCCCCGCCCCAGUCUGUCCAACUCCCUCCAAUCCGUGGACAUUGAAGUAGAUUGGAAUCGACUUGUCAUUGGUGGCUGGCACAUGGACACCAGACGUGAAAAGGUUGAGCAUGAGGCGAAGCAACUGCUUCAAACUUUUGGCAUUGCCGACGCGGUCACUGAUGUGAUUGUCUACGGCCGACGGGCCUCUGCCUGUCAUGUCUUCCUUCGCCCUUUGCCGAGCCGAGACGCAAAGCGACGACUAGCUGAAUGCCAAACACAACACAGAGAUAAGCACAUCAUCCCAAGCUCCGGCAGAACUGCAUGGAUGACACCCCACAAGAGUGCACACAAACGCCUCAAGAACCGUGCCACCAAAUAUGCAGCCAGCAUUUUGGAGCCGCUCUUUGACAACGCUAGCAAGGAAACGGUUGACAUCGAUUGGAACAAACAGAUCAUAUGGGUCCGCGACCUUCGGGUUAUUGCCUUCAGCGAGCCCGAUCUCAUGCUGCUCUCUGCGAGUCAAACUCACAAGGCCAACUACCAUGACCCACGCCAUCCGGAUGUACUCCCUUUCUUCUUUGACCUCUACAAACUCGCAAAGGUCACAGGCAAAGAGAUUUCUGAGCUCCAGCGGGUCCUCGCCGACCCGCCGGCUGAGGGCAAAUCGCUCUUUCAAGUUGCUGACGUGCUGUCAGAUCAGGCAAUUCACUUUGAUGUCAUUGCUUUACAAGAGGUCGGUGGACUUUCCCAAGGAAACCUCUAUCCCAAUGGCUUCUGGCACCCUGGUCCUGAAGCCCAAUUGCACGAUGAACUCAAGCCCUCCUCGUUGAUAAGAGUUUCGCCACAUCAAUCCUCCGCACCCUCAAGGGGCAGCGCUUCAUCGGUGCACGCAUCCUCAACAAGAAUGGCUUUGACUUUUGGGUACUCUUUGGCCACUUGCCUCAUCAUCACCAGCCCUCUGCUCACUACGCGGAUGCCCUUCAAGACCUCCGGCAACUCCUCACAACAACAACAGACUCUUCCCACCAUCAUCCUGGCUGACUGGAAUGCAACGCCUCACCAACGCCGGUGGGAUGAAGAAGCCCUUGAACUGGAAUGCCUUCAGGCUGAAGAAGACCUUCUUCUCCUACUGCCUGACCACCCUACGUGGAAGGACAAGAUCUAUGACUUCUUUGCUUUGACAAUGCAGACAUGGACAUUGUGGCUGUUUCCCAAACUGAAGUCAUCAGAAGCCGUGCAAUUUGAAAGGUCCCAGAAAAUCCUCUACCUCUACUUCAUGGACCUGGUGAUGGACGUGCAUCUGCUGAUGGAGUGGAGCCUGAGCUUGAUGAGGAUGAGAAGGAUCCAAGAAUAUGCCCGACAACAUCCCCAAGAAGAUCUUGAAGAUGAAGAUGAACCAGAACAGCCCAGAAGUUCACAGGAAAAGGUGGGGCUGCGGUUGAAUCACAAGCUAUGGAGGAUGAAGAAGCCCAGUUGGCGCGUGACUAAAGAGCACCAGGUGAUCUGCAUUUGCCUAUACCAGUUCGACAACGUGUUGCAGAAGCUGAAGCUGGCAAACGCAAAGUUUGUGCGUUUUGAUCCCAACACAGAGAUCCCAGAACCCAGUCCAAAGCAGCAGAGAACGGCUUUGUAUAGCCCAACUUUUGCAGGAAAUUUGAGCAGCAGUCCUGCUGAUGCAUCAACUUCGAGGCAUGUGAGAAGAGUGGUCGAUGAACUGGAAUUGUACAAUGAAGAUGAGCUGGACAUUGCAUUUCCUGAAGAGUCUUGCGACUGGGAGUUUUGUGAAGAGACGUUUGAGUUGGAUGAGAACAAGGUUGCCAUGACAAAAGAAGAACAAGGCAAACAUGGUUUCUAUGAUGAAGGCGCUGGACCUCCCAAUGUUUCUCCUGAAGAGCUGUCUUGGCGUGAUGCUGAGGCGAUGCAAUUGGAGCUAGUUCGACUUCGAAAACUGGACGUCAUUGGGACAGUUGGCGCUGAUGUGAACAUUGAUCAAUGUGUCAGAUUGGACACCCGUUUGGUGUGA
Messenger RNA from Cladocopium goreaui, 6360 nucleotides. Lineage: Eukaryota; Dinophyceae; Suessiales; Symbiodiniaceae. The record is from the annotation of a GenBank genome assembly.